AUGUCUACUCAACCCCCACUUGGACUUCCCACCGUCUACACCAAAAAUGAAGCGCGGGCAAACCAAAGCAGUCCUGGUGGAAGUAAACUAUCUAUACCAGAUAGCCUGGUUCUAUCACAGUCACUCAAGCAAUCUCGAUCUAUAUGGUUAACUAAAGCAUUUCUACGUUUCUCUACCUCUUCGAAAGAAAAGGCGGAUCAGGUGCAUCCUGCUCCACCACCUCAUUCUCUUUCGUUGGCUGGAAACUGUGACCUUGAGAUAGGGCCCCAUCUUUUCCCGCAAACCAAAAUAUUUUUUGUCCAAUACCGGUAUCGGCAACCUUCUGCCCCGACUGUGACCCCAACUCCGGUGCCACCACCGUCAACUCCCACCGCGACACAACAUCCCCCACCAAUCACUGUCUCACAUGAAUUACACGCAAAAGUUCUCGCGGCCGCAGCUAAAGAUCCUGACCUACAUCACGUCCUUCAGCUCGCCUCGCAAGGUCUUGCAAAUGUCACGCAACUGCGAACUCUCGGUACAGCCAUCAGGGCGAUCGAGGCUGGAACAUAUACAAGUCCUACGAGUAUACCUCCUUUGUCAAGUGCUUCUUCGUCUUCUCUGGCCGCAAUCGCGUCUCGCUCUGGCCAACCUCAAACUAGUACUGCGGCUCAACCUCGGUCGACGAGUGCCCUGGACUCGCUUUCAGCACUCGCUCCUGUGUCAGCUUCAGCUUCACUUCCAAGGUCCAACCCGACCCCUACCGUCCCCCCUAAGCCCACUGCUGCUACAGCACCGACCCCAGCACCACCUACAGCCCCCACGCCAGCACCAUCAACACAUGUCCAAACUCCCCCAACUCGCGCGAUGGCUCCGCCUGCCCUGCCUACCACUGCUGUCCUCCUUGAGUUCGCAGAAAGGUCGAUAGAUAGAUGGCUGCUACCCACCGAAUACGUGCUUAUUGAUCGGCGUCUAAACGGGGACGUUCACCUAUCCACGUUUUACCCGUUCGAUGCAUAUGUUCCUGCUGGUGGCACGGCGCGUUCCAAACCAGCUCACCCGAUCACUAUGCGUUUUCUUGGAGCUUCAACUGAAGUUUGGAAUGCGCUUUCGCGCACGUGUACGGUUGUCGCGCCAAGCAGUGUCCAGGCCGUAUUAUCGGAAGUGAUAACGAAUGUUCCUCAGAGAUCCUAUCUCCAGUAUUGUAUUGCACCAGGUGCACUGUGGGAGGAUAUCAAAACGGCAAAUCCCCACGCACAGUCAUUCCUCCUUCCGUCCAAAACACCCAUCCCUAGUACAACUUCGCGACAGCGUCGAAAUAACAGUGCGGCCGGAGGGGGUGUUCUCAAGAAACGGAAAACUGACUCGGGAGAUGGUACUGCUAAGCCGAAAGCGAAAGGCAAGGAGAAGGCGGAGCCGAUGUCUCUAGCCAUCCUGACUCCUGCACCAACUAAUCGACCGGCUGCUGUAUCAGAUAAGCCUGUUAUUCCCAGUAGCAACGCGCCCACCGCCUCGGAGAGCCAGACUCCAACUCCAGCGGUACCGACCGUGUCUGAGUCAAUACCUAAAGUAGCUACUGCGCUUGUUCCUAGCUCAAAUUCGACCAUGCCACUCCCGGCGCCAACUGCGAGUACUCCACCCCUCAGGGCGUUUAGCACGACAGUAUCCCGUCCAUCACCCGGAAAUUACUCCGCCCGCAUUGUCCAUUCGUCACAUUCGGGCAGACCGGCGGCAUAUCCAAACAACGCCACCAGAUCUUCGCCCCCUCCUCAACACCCAGCCCUGUCAAAUACGACCACACUGUCGCAACCGCAAGCUCUCUCGCAAUUGCAACAGGCCGGACAACCGCUCAACCAACAUAUUUCAGCAGAUCCCCCGGUUUCGGGAGGAAAGUCCGAGUGA
This is a messenger RNA of Rhizoctonia solani, 1881 nucleotides long. RefSeq lists its product as uncharacterized. NCBI's taxonomy places the organism in Eukaryota, Fungi, Basidiomycota, Agaricomycetes, Cantharellales, Ceratobasidiaceae. The record is from RefSeq and is a predicted model, not a curated record. The transcript has 7 exons. The coding region runs from base 1 to 1881 and encodes 626 amino acids.